UGAGUCAGUGAAUUAGUUUAGUUGAGCUGCACUGCCAGUCUGCCAACAAGUAAUCGGUAAUAAUUUCCACACUCCACAUCCUUCUCCUUUAUUUGGGUUUCUUUUCUCAUUUUUAAAUUGCCCAUUAGUUCUAUUAGAUUUGACUGUUUGCAUCACAAGUUUUCGAAAUUCAAGCUUCAUUACAUAUUAGCCUUUUGUGUGUAUAAGCCUUGAAGAUCGUGGGUUUGUGCAUGUCAGACUAUGAUAGUCAUGUUUAUUGUGAAGUUGGGAACUUGAAGAGAGAGAGAGAGAGAGAGAGAGAGAGAGAGAGAGAGAGAGGGAGGGAGGGUGAGGAAGAGGGAGGGAGAGAGAGAGAGAUAGAGGGUCUUUUCUUGAAUUUAUGCGAGGAUUUGAAUUAGAGGGUUAAAAAGAGAUUUGGGUUUUUGCAAGUAAUUUAAGAGUGAUAGUUUUUGUAUGUGUAUGUGUUUGUGUGAGAAUUGUAUUGACUGUCUAGUUGGAAGAUAUGGGGAAGGAAAGGGUAUUUUCUUGAUUUUAUGUGGGAGGUUAGAUUAGAGGAUUGAAAAGAGAAUCGAGGUUUGAGGAAUUUAUGUAUUGCAAUGACUUUGACAAGUCUGUAUCAUGCUGUUUCGCAUUCAAUGAUAAGGGUUCCGGAUAUUGCGUUGAAAGGACUCAUGGAUAGUAGGGGGGACAUUGUGGAAGAGAUUGCGGUGGGGGAAGAAGAAAUGGUCUAUGUUUCAGUUAGCAAAAAUGUCAAGGAGAGUGAAUCAACUUUGAAAUGGGCAGUGCGCAAUUUUCAUGGGAAGAAGUUGUGCAUCCUCCAUGUUCAUCAGCCAUCAAAGAAAAAGCCCUCAAUGGGUACAAAAUAUUCAUUUAGUCGACUCAAAGAUCACCAAGCCAGAACUUACCAUGAUACUGAGAGACAACAUAUGCAAAGUGUUCUGGAAACAUAUGGGCUGAUCUGUGAACGGGCAGGGGUGUGGGCAGAAACCCUGCAUAUUGAAAUGGACUCCAUCGAGAAGGGCAUUGUGGAGCUCAUCUCCAUGAACAAUAUCAGGAGGCUUGUAAUGGGAGCUGCCGCAGACAAACUAUAUUCAAAAAAAAUGAUUGAGCUGAAGUCCAAGAAAGCAAUAUAUGUUUGCCAGAAAGCGCCCAUGUCCUGUCACAUUUGGUUUGUCUGCAAUGGAAACCUCAUAUACACCAGGAGAGGUGACUUAGAUAAAGCUAGCGGCAAAGUGUUUUCUCCACCACCUCCAUUACCUUCAAACUGUCAUGUACAGUCGAGCUCCCCAAGACAGAGUUCUGGUCAAGAAUGGCGAUGUAGUGAAUUGGCCAUUUCAGCCAGUCAGUUCCCCAAAGUAAGGUCAGCAAUUUCUUCCCAAGAUGCCAGUGGAGGGACAACUCCAAGUAGCAGCUUAAAUAAUGAAAGAAACUUGUAUGCUUGGGAUAAUAUUUCAAGGAGUGAUUCAGCAGAUUCAUUUGUUUCUCCGCGUUCUUCUAUUGAAGUGGUAGAAAACUCAUCUCUUCUAAAAUUUUCAAGACCUGAGAGGAGCCGAAAUGGAAUAGAGUUUCGUGCAAUACUUAAUUGUGACGAGGGUCUGUAUAAUUCAUCACCUCCUAGUGCACAGGAAGAGAUUGCAAGUGACAAACUCUAUGACGAGCUUGAGAAAACUAUGGCAGAGGCCGAAAAUUCCAGGCAAAAAGCAUUUGAAGAGACAAUCAAGUGUAGGAAGGCUGAAAAACGUGCUACCGAAGCCAUCCUCAGGGCUAAAGCUUCAGAAAGCUCAUUUACUGAGGAAUUGAAACAGAAGAAAGAACUUGAAGAAGCAUUAGCUAGUGGGAAAGAAGAAAUCGAAAAGCUGAAGCCCAAGUUAGAUGAGAUUAUGAAGGAGUUGCAGUUUGCUCUUGAACAGAAAUCAUCUCUGGAGUUCCAAAUCAGAGAUUCUAAUGAGACAGUGCAGGAGCUGGAACAAAAGAUAUUCUCGGCUGUUCAUCUAUUACAACGCUACAAGAAGGAACGGGACGAAUUGCUAGUGGAGCGUGAUAAUGCAGUUGGUUUAGCUGAGGGACUAAAGAAAAACCCAGUAGAAGAUACCUCAAUUGCACGUGUGACUCAGUUUUACACUGAGUUUUCUUUAUCAGAAAUCGAAGCAGCCACUCACGGCUUUAACCCAUCCUUGAAGAUCGGAGAAGGGGGUUAUGGAAAUAUAUAUGCAGGCAUCCUUCGUCAUACUCAAGUAGCUGUAAAAGUGCCGCACUCUAAUAGCUUGCAAGGUCCUUUAGAGUUUGAACAAGAGGUCAAUGUAUUGAGUACGCUGAGGCAUCCGAACCUUGUCACACUUAUAGGAGCCUGCUCAGAAGCUCGGAUCCUCGUAUACGAGUAUCUUCCCAAUGGAAGCCUUGAGGAUCGUCUCAACUGCAAGGAAAACACACCGCCACUAUCUUGGCAAACUAGGGUCCGUAUUGCUGCAGAGCUGUGUUCUGUACUCGUUUUUCUUCAUUCUUGCAAACCCCGCAGCAUUAUACAUGGUGAUCUAAAACCAUCAAAUAUACUCUUGGAUACCAAUCACGUGAGCAAAUUAAGUGAUUUUGGAACCUGCUCUCUGAUCUCUCGAGAUGAGUUGUCAAGCAACAACACAACGAUAUGUUGUCGACCAGAUUAUGCAAAGGGCACUUUUCCAUAUAUUGACCCUGAAUAUCUUUCCACAGGAGAGCUUACUCGAAAGUCUGAUGUCUACUCAUUUGGAAUUAUAUUGUUAAGACUAUUAACCGGAAGACCAGCCUUGGGAAUAGCAAAGGAUGUGCAAUCUGCACUAGAUAAAGGGAAUCUGAAAGACUUGCUGGAUUGUACAGCAGGAGACUGGCCAUUUGUGCGAGCUAAACAAUUGGCUCAACUUGCAUUGAGUUGUUGUGAGAUGAGUCGUAAUAAAAGGCCUGAACUGAUUUCAGAAGUAUGGCGAAUGCUAGAACCGAUGAAAUUUUCUUGCGGAGCCUCAUCAUUCAAGCGUGGUUCGGAGGACCAUUUGCAGAUACCCCAUUUCUAUAUGUGUCCAAUCUUCCAGGAAAUCAUGCAAGAUCCUGUUGUGGCAGCUGAUGGAUAUACAUAUGAAACCGAGGCUAUAAAAGGGUGGCUUGAGAGCGGAAAUGAUAAAUCACCAAUGACAGAUCGAAAGCUUGCAAAUGACAUUCUCGUUCCCAACCACGCCCUUCGUUCUGCAAUUCAGGAGUGGCUGCAGAAAUCCUAAAACACUCUUCACCAGUUACUUCUAUUUCUGACAAAAUGUCUACCCUUCUUCGUCAAAAAAAAAAUGUCUACCCUUCCGGCGUUCGUUGUACUCGGAGGUUGCUUUUAGCAUCGCAAAUGUAUAGAAUUUAAGUGUUAGGUACCGCAGAUGUAUAUUAUAGCAGAGUAUCUGAAGAGACUGACUGCUGAGUGCAGUUUUGUUAUUAGUUGAACAUAAAUCUAAUAAUAAAUUAAAUUAUAAUA
Daucus carota subsp. sativus is the source of this 3484-nucleotide messenger RNA. Its product is annotated as U-box domain-containing protein 33. The coding region runs from base 597 to 3242 and encodes 881 amino acids. The record is from RefSeq and is a predicted model, not a curated record. The transcript is spliced from 9 exons. Gene Ontology annotation, molecular function: protein kinase activity; ATP binding; ubiquitin-protein transferase activity. Gene Ontology annotation, biological process: protein ubiquitination; protein phosphorylation. NCBI's taxonomy places the organism in Eukaryota, Viridiplantae, Streptophyta, Magnoliopsida, Apiales, Apiaceae.